UGUUACCAUCUGCGGAUGAUCGAGGUGCAACGCAAGAAAUGCCUAGAGGAAGCCCGGCUGGAGAAUGACACAGCAGGCUGCAGCAAGAUGUGGGACAACCUCACCUGCUGGCCAGCCACUCCUCCAGGCCAGGUAGUCGUCUUGGCCUGUCCCCUCAUCUUUAACCUCCUUUCCUCAACUCAAGGCCUCAACGUGAGCCGUGGCUGCACCACCGAGGGCUGGACACACCUGGAGCCUGGCCCCUACCCUGUUGCCUGUGGCUGGGAUGACAAGGCAUCAGAUUUGGACCAGCAGCGGUCAAUGUUCUACAGCUCCGUGAAGACCGGCUACACCAUUGGCUACAGCCUGUCCCUCGCUGCCCUUCUCAUUGCCACAGCCAUCUUGAGCCUGUUCAGGAAGCUCCACUGCACACGGAACUACAUCCACGUGCACCUCUUCAUAUCCUUCAUCCUGAGGGCCGCCUCUGUCUUCAUCAAAGACCUGACCCUCUUCGACAGCGAGGAGCUGGACCAUUGCACCAAGGGCUCGGUGAGCUGUAAGGCAGCCAUGGUCUUAUUCCAAUACUGUGUCAUGGCCAACUUCUUCUGGCUGCUGGUGGAAGGCCUCUACCUGCACACCCUGCUUGCCGUCUCCUUCUUCUCUGAGCGGAAGUACUUCUGGGGGUACAUACUCAUCGGCUGGGGGGUGCCCAGCACAUUCACCAUUGUGUGGACCGUCAUCACAAUCCAUUUUGAAGAUUUUGGAUGCUGGGAUACCAUCAACUCCUCAUUCUGGUGGAUCAUAAAGGCCCCCAUCCUCACCUCCAUCUUGGUGAACUUUAUCCUAUUUAUUCUCAUCAUCCGAAUUCUGGUACAGAAACUUCGGUCCCCAGACGUUGGGAAGAGUGACAGCAGCCCAUACUCGAGGCUGGCCAAGUCCACCCUUCUGCUGAUCCCCCUGUUUGGAGUGCAUUACUUCGUGUUCGCCUUCUUUCCCCACAACUUUAAAGCUGAAGUGAAAAUGGUCUUUGAGCUCGUCGUGGGGUCUUUCCAGGGUUUUGUGGUGGCCAUCCUCUACUGCUUCCUCAAUGGCGAGGUGCAGGCGGAGCUGCGGCGGAAGUGGCGGCGCUGGCACCUGAAAGGCAUCUUGGGCUCAAGCCUCAAAUACCAGCACCCCUCAGGAGGCAGCAACGGCGCCACGUGCAGUACGCAGGUGUCCAUGCUGACCCGCGUCAGCCCCGGCGCGCGCCGUUCCUCCAGCUUCCAGGCCGAAGUUUCCCUGGUCUGACCGCCAGGCGCCCGGGGGCGCAGGGCUGGCCCCU
This is a messenger RNA of Neogale vison (American mink), 1300 nucleotides long. RefSeq names its product vasoactive intestinal peptide receptor 1 (gene VIPR1). The transcript is spliced from 12 exons. Gene Ontology annotation, molecular function: peptide hormone binding; vasoactive intestinal polypeptide receptor activity; G protein-coupled peptide receptor activity. Bases 16 to 1266 code for a protein of 416 amino acids. The record is from RefSeq and is a predicted model, not a curated record. NCBI's taxonomy places the organism in Eukaryota, Metazoa, Chordata, Mammalia, Carnivora, Mustelidae. Gene Ontology annotation, cellular component: plasma membrane. Gene Ontology annotation, biological process: cell surface receptor signaling pathway; adenylate cyclase-modulating G protein-coupled receptor signaling pathway.